AUGAAAGCCAGGUUCUGGAGACCAGGGUUGACAAAAGCAGUGCAUUGGUACUGUAGCAGUUGUCUGACAUGUGCCAAUGCAAGUCCAGACCUAAACCAAAGGCACUCCUAUAUCCAAUACCAUCUGGGACCCUAUGCAGAGAAUCCAUAUUGACAUUGUUGGUCCCUUACCGGGUUCUUGAAGAGGAAACCGUUACAUUCUGAUUGCGCAGUGCAGUUUUUCAAGGUGAGCUGAGGCGUUUGCAAUUGAUAAAUGUGCCACAACUUGUGCAAGGGUGUUGGUGAAGAACUGGGUGUGUAGAUAUGGUUUACCAGACAGUAUACACAGUGAUCAGGGAAGAAACUUUGAGUCCCAGGUGUUUGAGGACAUGUGCCAUUUGCUGGAGAUUAACAAAACGCGGUCAACUGCGCACCACCUAGAGGGCAAUGGACAGAUAGAGAACCUGCACAAGACCUUAAAGAGCAUGCUAAAGGCCAGAGUUGAAGAUGAUCCACAGAGUUGGGACGAACACCUAGAUUACUGUAUGAUGGCUUUCAAAAGUAGUGUCAACUUCUCCACGGGACAUACACCUUUUGAACUUAUAUUUGGAAGGGAGAUGUGGGUACCUCUGGAUAUGAUGAUGGGCAGAGCCGAAAACGAUGAAGGAACUACUCAGAGUUUGUCAGGGAUCUUCAGAGUACUUUGGAAACUGCACACUAUGAUGUGCGCGAAAGUCUGCAAGUAGCUCAGAAAGAUGGGUACAACAAGGGUGUAAAGCACAUGAUGUUUCAGACUGGUGAUUUAGUGCUACGCUACACUCCACAGCAGAAGCCGGGUGAAGCAAACAAAUUCCAUCGGCAGUGGGAGGGCCCAUUUAAGGCAGUGGAGCGCGUCACAGACGUCACGUAUCGGGUUAAGAAUGUCUGGGGACAGUCCAGCAGAUCUCAAGUAGUUCAUUUCAACAACCGGUGGUUGUAUGAAAGAAGGCAGGAGGAACCCUUGGAGGAACCAGGCUGUGGGGGGGGGGGGUUAGUGAUUGCACCUCAAGGUGGAAGCGAGGAAAGUGAACGGGUAGCACCAGCCUGUUAGGAGGUGGAGUCAGGGGAGCCUGAUACGGUUACUGGUGGAACCGAAGAUGAGGUUUUCGGGAUUGGGCCUAGAGAUGAGCCUUCUGACGAGGUUGUUGAUGUGCAAGACGAGAGUGGGUACGAGUCCUGCAAGGUUGAUACGGCUUCAAUAGGAGAAAUUGAACAGGGUGGUGGACGUGACCAGGUAGUAGAUUUGCCAGAUACGGAGGGAGGUGGACUGUCAGAUAAUGUUCAAAAUGAUCACGCAAGCGUGGAGGAGAAAAGAGAAGACGAACAUGAGGCCGAAGAAAAACGGCCAGGUGGACAGACCCCAAGACCAGUACGCGUAAGGAAACCCCCAGACCGUUAUGGUGAAUGGAUUCUAAAUAGUUUGCAGCAGAUAUCGGACAGCUUGAAGAUGGUGGAAGACAAGCAAAGAGCGGACAAGAAGCGGAAACAGAAACGGUGA
Messenger RNA from Porites lobata, 1515 nucleotides. NCBI's taxonomy places the organism in Eukaryota, Metazoa, Cnidaria, Anthozoa, Scleractinia, Poritidae. The record is from the annotation of a GenBank genome assembly.